Thecamonas trahens ATCC 50062 is the source of this 1083-nucleotide messenger RNA. RefSeq lists its product as uncharacterized. NCBI's taxonomy places the organism in Eukaryota, Apusomonadida, Apusomonadidae. Bases 1 to 1083 code for a protein of 360 amino acids. The record is from RefSeq and is a predicted model, not a curated record. The transcript has a single exon.
AUGCCCUCACAGCGCCAACCGCUGGGCAACCUCAUUGCACGGGCAGCAGAGCAGUUACUGCCUGCCGAGACCGGACCAAGCACGUCACAGGCUGUGGUGGCCCGUGCCCGUGAGUUGAGCCGGGCGGCGCAGAGCAAGGUCAAGGACGGGACGUUGAUGGGCAUGGCGGCAGUGGUGGUGGCGGCGGCGGCCGAGGAGGUGGCUCCUGCGGCGGCGCCUACCCAUGCUCGUCUGGCCCAAGUUGGUGGAUUCCGCACCCGUGGCAAGGCCAUCACCGCCCUCACCCGUCUUCGCAACGUCCUCGGCCUCUCCCGUCCGCUCAGCAUGCCCACCAUCAUCGCCGCCGCUGGCCUGGCCAAAGAUCUUUCCGCUCCGGCCGUCGCCCUGCUCGCCGCCUUUAAGGAUGCUUACAUCCGCAAGAUGCCCAAGGCCUCGCCCGAAGACGUCCGCAACGAGCUGGGCCAGCCCGUUGUGGCUGGCGCUGCCAUCGCCGCCGCCACCCUCGCUCAGGGCCGCACCCUCGACACUGCCGGCGUCCGCUCGCUCGCCACCGCUGUGGACGUCACUCCCAAGGCGCUCAAAGCCGCGCUCAACUCGUUUAGCGAGACCCUGCCUGAGGUCGCCGCCGCCGUCGCGGAGAACCCGAUCAAGACCCGAAAGACCGGCCGCAAGCCCAAGUCGUCCGCCACAACCAAGACAACGCCGCGCAAGCGCAAGCAGCAGCGGGCCCAGAAGAUGCUUGAGUCGGCUCGUGCUGCUCGCGGCCGUGGCGGCAAGACCAAGCCGGCCCAGCGCCGCACGACGACGCCCGUCAUCCAGCCGCGCGGCGUGGCCCCCGAUACCGCGCCGUCACGUACACCGCGCCGCAAGCGCAAAGCCAUCGCCGACGACUGGACCUCCAAUCCGCUGCUGCUGAACAUCCGCGCCGCCGCUGCAGCCGUCACCUCUGCGCACGCCAAGCGUCGCAAGCUGCUUGGCGAGGCCGGCUACUCUGCUGACGACAAGUCUACCAUCGUCGUCCAGCCGCCGCUCGUUGCUGGCGCCUCGACGUUCAAGCGCUGGGCGCUGUGGCAGAGCGCAUGA